Messenger RNA from Chaetomium fimeti, 2491 nucleotides. RefSeq names its product WD40-repeat-containing domain protein. Gene Ontology annotation, cellular component: Cul4-RING E3 ubiquitin ligase complex. The transcript has 6 exons. Bases 343 to 2220 code for a protein of 625 amino acids. The record is from RefSeq and is a predicted model, not a curated record. Lineage: Eukaryota; Fungi; Ascomycota; Sordariomycetes; Sordariales; Chaetomiaceae. Gene Ontology annotation, biological process: proteasome-mediated ubiquitin-dependent protein catabolic process. Gene Ontology annotation, molecular function: protein binding.
GUGUGUAAGGUCCCAGAGCUUCCGAUUAGCUCAUGUCGUCCGUCCUAUUAGCAUCCGCGGGGAUAUGCUGGGCGACAGAUGAAGUGCUGAUGCGGAGUGUCUUGGUUUAUCUCCCACCUGCUGAAUGUCAAUGUGCGAGUUCUUCCAGAUCUCUACUCCUUAAAUCCUACUCACUUACCAGUAUACACCCCCCGCGAUUGAAACGUCAUUACACAUACACAGUACGGAAUACGAAUACCGUGUACCGAGAUCCCCGGUCAACAUCCAGGUCCCUCACGACCUCCCACGACUCUUUAUCCUUCAUCACCCACUUCAUCAGUAAGGUAGCGGGGCAAGUUCACCAUGAGCAGCAGCACCCAUAGUGCGUCGGAGCACGAGGAGGAGUACGAAGAUGAAGCCUCUCACACACAUUCGUCGGAUGAGUGGCUGGACGCACUACAACAACAAGAUGAUGAAGAUGAGGACGGAGAAGGCCCCGGCUUGGAAUUCGAAGUUCUUAUCGAGGAAAUCCUAGCCGAUUCCGCCGAGCAAGGCGAGGGUUCUCAUGAUAACGAAGGUGAGGAGGGACAAGGUGCUACGGGACCCCAAAGACGAGUCGUCGUGUUAGGUGGCGGCCGGGAAUUCCGUCCUGCCCUCACCCAGCGCGAAUUCUUGGCUCUGCUCCGCGGCCAGUACCUCAACCCGACGAUUCUCGGCGCUGAUGAUGGCGAAGGCCAGCGCCUCUCCUGGGGUACCCGGAGAACCCCCAGAAACAAGCAAUUUCCUAAGGUCCCCAGCGAGGAGGGUAGGAAGUUGAUGGACUCGGGCGUCUUCGGGGCUUUCGAUCGGAGGGUGCCCAACCGCAAGGCCCUGGCUCGCAGGCUGCUGGAUCGGGAGCUGGGUGUACGUGGCUGGCCAGGUCAGAAGGUCAACCAGGGCCUCAUGGCUCAGUCGAUGAUACCGUCAACAAAACCUGAGAUGGUCGUCCACUACGAUGACCCGGUAUGUUGUGGGCAGUUCUCGGACGAUGGCAACUUCUUUUACUCUUGUGUCAAGGACUUCAAAAUUCGCUUGUACGACACGUCGAGUCCCUAUAACUGGAAGCACUACAAGACGGUCACCUACCCCUUUGGACAGUGGACCAUGACAGAUGCGGACCUGAGCCCGGACAACAAGUGGUUAGCCUUCUCGUCUCUCCAACCCCACGUCGGCAUCGCAGCCACGGAUCCAAACGACACAGGUGAUCCCUACUCGCUCGACCUGGCAGAUGGCGGCCACCCAGGACGGGACGAUUACAUCUUCGGCGGUUUUGCUAUCUUCUCGGUUCGCUUCUCGGGAGACGGCCGCCGUAUCGUUGCGGGGACAGGGGCCAACUCCAUCGUGGUGUACGACAUCGAACGGCGCAAGGCACUCAACCACGUCAUGGGCCACCAAGACGAUGUCAACGCCGUGUGUUUCGCCGACAAACUAUCGCCACAUAUCCUCUACUCCGGCUCGGACGACUGCACCAUCAAGGUGUGGGACACGCGCAGCAUGGGCGACGGCAGAGAGGCCGGUGCAUUCGUCGGCCACACCGAGGGGCUGACGUACAUCGACAGCAAGGGAGACGGGCGGUACAUCCUCAGCAACGGCAAGGACCAGAGCAUGAAGCUGUGGGACCUGAGGAUGGCCAUGUCGACGUCGCGGUUCGAGGAGCUCGACCCCACCGCCAUCACCAACGACCGCGAGUACGACUACGACUACCGCUGGCAGAAGUACGAAGACUACCAGUGGUUCCAGCACCCGCACGACAACUCGCUCGUCACCUUCCGCGGGCACCAGGUGCAGCGCACGCUGAUCCGCUGCCACUUCUCGCCGCCCAACAGCACCGACUCGCACUACGUCUACUCGGGCAGCCACGACGGCUUCGUCUACGUCUGGAACCUCGACGCCACCCUCGCCGCCAAGAUCGACGUCAACGCCGCCACGAGAGCCGCCCCGACCCAGCCGAGAGCGAACCGCCGCCACCGUCUGCAUCACCGCCAUGGGCAGGGCUGGGGGACCAUGGUCCGCGAUGUCAGCUGGCACCCCAACGCGCCCAUGCUGGUUGCAUCGUCGUGGUGUGGUCAGGACUACGAAGUCGGCACGGCGUCGCUGCACUCGUUCAACGAGGGCGAGACUGAUGAGGGAGAUCCGGUCAUGGGCCGUUCGGUGAAUGAGAAGCUGCAGGACUACCCCGAGGGUGUUCUUCGAGGGGGUUGAUUGAACCGAUGUGGACCUGUUCCUAUCUGGUUGGUUGGGAUGGCGAGAAGUGGGAAUUGGGAAUUGGGAAUUGCUGUGGGUUGCAAGGAGCAAUGUUGCGAUGGCGUCAAUCUUUUCGAAGGAGUAUUCUGGCUUGGAGUUUGAAUUGGACUGGGACGGAACGGGACGGUUGGUUUAUUGGCUGCUAAAUACACACAACAUUAACUCUGAUGGGCUCUCUUUCAUAAUGCCUGAAAAAGGCUGAUUACAACUAGGGAAGGCAUGGAAUCUC